AUGCAGCUGCGCCAUUGCUCCUUUGUCCAUUGAAGAGAGCAGCGCGACUCUGCACAAACACACCGGGCUCGUCCUGCACAACUCCGACACAUAAAGUGGUUGUUUUUUUUUUCUUUUUUAAAAUCUACUGGGUCGCAGUUCUUUGUUGCGGGGCCUCGCGCUGUGUUCUGGCCGUACUGGUGCGUCACGAGCCGCGCGUUUAGAUCCGAGUCCGCCGUGCAAGUGGAGCCCACAAAGGAAAGAGAAAAAAAAUCAAAAUGGAAGACACUAAAUACCUUCCGGAGCUCCUGGCUGAGAAAGACAGCUUGGAUUCGUCGUUCACGCACGCGAUGAAGCUCAUUUCUGCAGAGAUUGAAAGGAUCCAGAAAGGGGAAACCAAGAAAGAGCCAGAAAAGGAAAAUUAUCUGGACCUGUUUGCUACGAAGAAUCAAAAACUGAAAGAGCGGGUACUCAUUCCUACCAAGCAAUACCCCAGGGUCAACUUUGUUGGUAAGCUUUUGGGGCCACAGGGCAGCACAAUCAAGAGACUCCAGGAGGAGACUGGUGCAAAGAUUUCCGUUCUGGGUAAAGGCUCCAUGAGAGACAAGAAUAAGGAGGAAGAGUUGAGGAAGGGUGGUGAGGCCAAAUAUGCUCACUUGGCCAUGGAGCUGCAUGUGUUCAUUGAGGUGAUGGCACCCAUACCAGAAGCCUACAUGCGCAUGGCCCAUGCAAUGGAGGAGGUCAAGAAGUUCCUUAUCCCGGAGCCCGGCGAGCAUGACCCAUACAUGGAUCCUCACUUCCUGAAUGGCUCCCAGGACGGUUCAGGCAGGGGGCGAGGUGGUCACCUCGGAAGAGGCAGGGGUGGACCACCUGGUGCUGGAGGACCAAGGGGGCGAGGGAUGCCACGUGGAGCUCCCCGAGGAGGGAUGCCACGUGGAGGCCCACGGGGGGGAUUAGGGCGAGGCAACGGGCAUAGAGGUGCACCAUCCGGUAGGGGUGGACCACCGUCUGCUCCUAACAGAGGAGGCUCAGCUCCCCGCUCCAGACCACCUGCAGCAGGGGCUCCAAGGAUGCUCCCCUCUGCAGCCAUGUCCCACCAGGGUCCUCCCUCAUCAUCACAGUCCAAAUCUGAUGGCUAUGAGGACUACCCUGCAUAUGAUGAGCAGUACGCAGAGCCUUCCUAUGAGGGAUAUGAUAAUUAUUAUAAUCAGCAACCUGCACCUGCGGACACUGAAUAUUAUGAUUAUGGACACGGGGAGGCCCAGGAAACCCCAUAUGAGCCUUAUGCUCAAGAUGAGUGGGACAACUCAUGGUCCAAUUCCGGGGCUGGAGGCAAGACCCCCACUCCCAGGCAGUCGAAGGGAACGUAUAGAGAGCAUCCCUAUGGAAGAUACUGAACGGCUACUGGUAGAGAGUUGCUAUGGCAACUGUCUCCGAUUGUUACUCACUGAACUUUUCAAAAGUUGUCAGAAAACUGUACAUGCAGUUGACACAUUGAACUCCAGGUUACCUGUUUUUAAUGGUCCAUUGAAAGUCCCUGGAAAGAGCAGAGGCCCAGCUGUGUCUCUGAGGCUGACUGCUUCUUUGUCAAUACUAACCCCCCAGGGGAUUUGUGGGUUUUAUACUUUUCAUGAGGAUGUGGUCAUUGUUCAUGUUGAAUUUUAACGUUUUUAUUGAACGUGUCCAGAUUAACACUAUUUUUACACAAGACAUCUUAACUGCCUUUUUUAUAAAAAAAAAA
Anoplopoma fimbria (sablefish) is the source of this 1720-nucleotide messenger RNA. It is a transcript of the gene khdrbs1a, whose product is annotated as KH domain containing, RNA binding, signal transduction associated 1a. Gene Ontology annotation, cellular component: nucleus. Gene Ontology annotation, molecular function: mRNA binding; poly(A) binding. Bases 258 to 1376 code for a protein of 372 amino acids. The transcript has 11 exons. The record is from RefSeq and is a predicted model, not a curated record. Gene Ontology annotation, biological process: regulation of alternative mRNA splicing, via spliceosome. NCBI's taxonomy places the organism in Eukaryota, Metazoa, Chordata, Actinopteri, Perciformes, Anoplopomatidae.